Salvia miltiorrhiza (redroot sage) is the source of this 1902-nucleotide messenger RNA. Its product is annotated as probable arabinosyltransferase ARAD1. NCBI's taxonomy places the organism in Eukaryota, Viridiplantae, Streptophyta, Magnoliopsida, Lamiales, Lamiaceae. Gene Ontology annotation, molecular function: glycosyltransferase activity. Bases 120 to 1649 code for a protein of 509 amino acids. The record is from RefSeq and is a predicted model, not a curated record. The transcript has 9 exons.
UUUUGAUUGAAAGUAAGAGAUAAAAUGCGAAUUUCAUUUGGAAAAUCUGUUAGUUUUAACGAGUUCGGACACUAAAACAGAGUGGCAGUUCCCGACUGAGGCGAUUCAGCCGUCGGAAAAUGGCCGGCAGACACUUCUCCGCCGCCGCAAAAUCUCAGAGAUCUCCUUUCCUCCUCUUCGGUCUCUCUCUCAUCUUCCUCUCUCUCAUCUUCUACAUCUUCCGCUCCUCUUCUUCUCCCUCUUUUUCCCCCACUCUCCACGCUACCACAUUCCCUGCAGCUCCAAACCCUAACGUCGAUUAUUCGUUCGUUUCCUCGCUUGAGAAGUUUCUUAUCAAUCAUAAAUCCAAAUUUUCGUCCAGGAGCCCGGACGACAGCGUUCGAGGCGACGUUGAUGAACGAGAUGUGAAGAGAUUAGACGAUUUGAUUUCGGAGGAAGAGGAGAAACGUCUUUACGGAGGCGAGAGUUCGUUUUGCACGCCGAUUAGGGUUUAUGUGUAUGAUAUGCCGUCGAAGUUCACCUACGAUUUGCUCUGGCUGUUUCACGAUACGUAUAAAGUGACCAGUAAUCUCACCUCCAAUGGCAGUCCUGUCCAUCGGUUGAUUGAGCAGCAUUCGAUUGAUUAUUGGUUAUGGGCGGACUUGAUAGCACCGGAAUCAGAGAGGUUACUGAAGAAUGUGGUGAGAGUUCACAAGCAGGAAGAGGCAGACUUGUUCUACAUUCCAUUCUUCACCACAAUCAGCUUUUUCUUGUUGGAGAAACAGCAAUGCAAGGCUCUUUAUAGGGAAGCCCUAAAGUGGGUCACAGACCAACCAGCUUGGAACCGGUCUGAGGGUAGAGAUCAUAUCUUACCAGUUCAUCAUCCUUGGUCAUUUAAAUCUGUUCGGAAGUUUCUGAAGAAAGCAAUCUGGCUCCUUCCAGAUAUGGACUCAACUGGGAAUUGGUAUAAGCCUGGACAAGUGUACCUUGAGAAAGACCUGAUACUGCCAUAUGUCCCCAAUGUCCGUUUGUGUGAUUCCAGAUGUUUGUCUGUAUCAAAGAGGACUACACUGCUAUUUUUUCGUGGAAGGCUGAAAAGAAAUGCUGGCGGUAAAAUUCGUGCUAAACUUGUGGCAGAACUUAAUGGAGCCAAUGAUGUGAUCAUAGAGGAGGGUACUACUGGAGAGGGGGGAAAGAAUGCAGCUCAGAUUGGCAUGCGCAAGUCUAUCUUUUGUCUUAAUCCAGCUGGUGAUACUCCUUCAUCUGCUAGGUUGUUUGAUGCAAUUGUCAGUGGCUGCAUCCCUGUAAUAGUUAGUGAUGAGUUGGAGCUUCCUUUUGAAGGAAUUCUUGAUUACAGCAAGAUUGCUGUGUUCGUCUCUUCUAGUGAUGCCAUGCAGCCAGGAUGGCUCUUAUCCUAUUUAAGAAAUGUUUCUCCCUCUCAAAUAAGACAGAAGCAAAUAAAUCUUGCUAAGUACUCAAGGCAUUUUCUAUAUUCCCAUCCUGCUCAGCCAUUGGGUCCAGAAGACUUGGUUUGGAGAAUGAUGGCAGGUAAAUUGGUUAACAUCAAGCUUCAUUCACGGAGAUCACAUCGCGUCGUGAAAGAAUCUAGAAGCAUCUGCAGUUGCGAAUGCAGGCGACGGAACAGUACUAGCCCAGUUCCCUUCUCCUGAUUGUCUAUCAAAGAACCACUGAAAACUCUACUCUAUUUCCAUUUCCUCUCUUUACAUUUCUUUUUAGAUUUAUCCAACUUGUGUAAUUGUUUUGACAAAAUAUUUCGAAUUACUGUGUUGUUCAUCCUUAUUCUUUUCUAGUGAUAUACGUGUUUACUAAAUUCAAAAUCAAAGAGAAUGUACCUAGAUCUACAGAAGAUGCUUCACUCCUUCUAUACAUCUUUUUACUAUUUAUAUACUUACAAUUGUUGUA